Molecule: messenger RNA, 3386 nt
Organism: Boleophthalmus pectinirostris (great blue-spotted mudskipper)
Lineage: Eukaryota; Metazoa; Chordata; Actinopteri; Gobiiformes; Gobiidae
Product: platelet-derived growth factor receptor beta-like
Exons: 27
Coding region: 253-3285 (1010 amino acids)
Biological process (GO): cell surface receptor protein tyrosine kinase signaling pathway; positive regulation of kinase activity; multicellular organism development
Cellular component (GO): signaling receptor complex
Molecular function (GO): transmembrane receptor protein tyrosine kinase activity; ATP binding
Source: RefSeq, a predicted model, not a curated record
GAGACCAGAGAGAGACCGGGACUGAACCAGGACUGAACCGGGACUGAACCAGGACUGAACCGGGACUGAACCAGGACUGAACCGGACUGAACCAGGACUAGGACUGAACCAGGACAGAACCGGGACCAGAGCAGGAUUACAGCGGGACAAGCCCAGGACUGAACCGGAACCAGGACAAGAAGAACAGCAGCACAAGAAGGACAGAGGAGACGAGGAGGAGCAUGGAGAGACAGUGACAGGAGAAGCGUUUCCAUGGCGACGGUGAGCAUAGGAAGUUUGAUGCUCCACUUCCUGUUGGGUCUGUUCCUCGUUGCUCCCGAAGGGGGCGUCGUCUCCCUGGAGCUGCUCCCCUCAGACUCCAGAGUCGUCCUCGAACAGAACUCCAACUACACCACGGUGUGCUCGGGCUGGAGUGAUGUCACCUGGGCGUUGCCUGGAGACGGUGUUGUGGGCGUGUCCGUGGAGGACCUGGGCUCCUCCUCCGUGCUCCGCCUCUCGAACGCCACCUGGAGACAGUCCGGGAGAUACACCUGCUCCGAACCGGACUCGGACCAGAGCCGGACACUGGACCUGUUCGUGCCCGGGACAGGUCCGUCGGAUUGGUUCGUGCCGUCCUCUGACUCGGUGGUGAUGCGUCGGACUCGGGUGGCGCUGGUUCCGUGUUCCGUGUCCGAUCCGGAUCUGGAGGCGGAGCUUUGGGAGCGCUCGGGGUCGGACAGGAUCCCGGUGAGUCCGAUCCGGUUCGAUCCGGCCCUGGGUUUCACGGCGGAGCUGAACGACUCGUCGUACGUGUGCAGCGCUCGCCGCGGCCAGCAGGAGGCGCUGUCCCAGGUCUUCUACGUGUACAGCGCCGUCGGUCCAGAGGAGCUCCUGGUGGACCUCUCGUCGUCGUCUGUGGUCCUGAGGUCUGGAGAUCCUCUCAUGGUGAACUGCACCGUGUCCGAGUCUGAGUCUGUUUACUUCACCUGGGACUUUCCCCGACAACGGCACCCGGACGCACAGGCGGUGGAGCCGCUCACAGAAUUCAUGAUCAACAAAGUACGAUCCUUCAUCAACAUCUCUGACAGCAGCUCACAGGACUCAGGUCUGUACGUUUGUUCUGUGGAGGAGUCUGUCCAGAAGCAGAAGGUCCAGAAGAGUCUGAACAUCACUGUCCUCGAGCGAGGCUUUGUGGACUUGAGUCCGUCUGAGUCGACCGUGGUCCAGUCUCUGCUUCACCACACGGUGGCACUGUCGCUGUACGUCCGAGCUUUUCCUCCUCCCAACAUCACCUGGACCAUCGCCGCGGCAACCAACUCCAGCAUCAUCUCCACGGCGACCUGGGAUCCCAACAUCACCACGGCAACCAUCUCAACAUCAGCAUCCACCACCAGACUCUCACACACCAGGUUUGUGAGUGUGCUCAGGUUGGAGGAAGUCCAAAUGAACCAAACAGGAAGUUACGUCGCCACUGUUUCCAAUGACGAUGACAUCAAAGAGGUGGAGUUCAGGCUGGAGGUCAGAGCGCCCCCUCGGAUCCGCGCUCUGUCAGAGGUGGGCGUGGCCUCUGUGCUGUGUGUGUCUGAGGCAGCCCCGCCCCCAAAGAUCACCUGGCUCACCUGCCCCCCUGAACUCAGGUGCAGUGACGACGGUUGGACAAACGUUUCUGUCGAUGCGUCCAUCAAAGAAAACUCCACAGAAAAACAGGGACUCACUCAGGUCCACAGUGUUCUGACCCUCAGGUCGUUAGACUCGGUGUCUGGGGUUCGAUGUGAAUCUAAAAACUCAGUGGGACGUCGAGCCUGGGACAUCAGACUGGUCUCCUCCUCUCUCUUGUCUCAGGUGAAGGUUCUCGCUGCAGUUCUGGUUCUGGUGGUUCUGGCCGUGAUCUUCCUCAUCCUCCUCAUCAUCCUCUGGAAAAAGAAGCCUCGUUGGGUUCUGGGUUGGCGUUUGCUCGACUCAGUUCCUUCAGACGCUCUGGACUCUUCAGUGUCGUUCUGUGACUCUGAGCUGCCGUACGAGCCCCAGUGGGAGGUGCCCAGAGACCGAGUCCAACUGGGUUCUGUGUUGAGUUCUGGUUCUUUCGGGAGGAUCCUGGAGGCUUCAGUUCUGGGUUUGUCUGGUCCAGAGUCCAGCUCCAAAGUCACGGUCCUGAAGGCCAAAGGUGGCGCUGUUCACUCUCUCCUCUCAGACCUGAAGAUCCUGAUCCACGUUGGUCCUCACCUGAACCUCCUGAACCUGAAGGGAGCCUGCACCAAAGGGAGCCUCAUGGUGAUCUCAGAGUGGUGUUGCCAUGGAGACCUCAGCUCGUACCUGAAGAAGCACAGAGACACCUGCAGCUCUGGCCCCGCCUCCUCCCACAGUGACAUGUACAUGGACCUGAGCUCUGAGCCUCAGUACGUCGCCAUGAAGCAGCUGUGUGUCCCUCAAGAACCAGAGUACGAGCUCCUGCACAACACAACGCACAACACAGACCCACAGGGGGCGCUGUCUCCAGACGACCUGUCUGUGUCAGAUCUGCUCUUCUUCUGUUUCCAAACGGCCAGCGCCAUGGACUUCCUGUCACAGAGAAACGUGGUGCAUCGGGACCUCGGCGCUCGGAACGUUCUCGUGUCUGAAGGAAAAAUUCUGAAGAUUUGUGAUUUUGGUUUUGGCCAAAACCUGAAAGAAAGAAAAGAGUACGAGAAGAAAGGAAACGCGCGUCUCCCGGUGAAGUGGAUGUCUCCAGAGAGUAUCUUCCUCUGUGUUUACACGACUCAGAGCGACGUGUGGUCCUACGGAGUCCUGCUCUGGGAGAUCUACUCUAUGGGAGAACUUCCGCACUCGGACGUUUCUGUGUCUCAGUUUUGCUCUGACCUGAAAAACGGAAAACGCCUCGAAAAACCAGAGCUCGCCCCGGAAGAAAUUUUUGAGUUGAUGUGCGCUUGUUGGGAGCAGAGUCCAGACUCCAGACAGACGUUCUCGUCUUUGGUCGAGUCUCUAGGAAAAAUGUUACCUGCCCAAAGUCUCCAGAGAUACUCGGCACUGAAGGAACAGUUCCAAAUCCAGACUGAACCAGGACCAACCCAGACCAGGACUGAACCGGGACUGGACCAGGACCCUGCCGCUCGUCAGGUGACUGUACACCUGUCGGGGGAGGAGCCACAGACGACAGGCCCCGCCCACUCUGAUGACAUCGAUGCUCUGAGUGAGGUCACUGUGGAAACGAGAGGAGACGCUGCGCUGGACGCAGACGACAAGGACAAGUCGGAUCUGUCUGAGGAACAAGAAGUGACCUCGUCGGUACAGCAGGAGAGCUGCCUCUGAUUGGUCCGUUUGAGUAUUCUGUAUGUUUUUGUGUUAUCGUAGAUUUGAGCUGUUUUUGUAUCGAACGCUUUGGUUUUUACCGAAUAAACGUUUCACCUGCA